Sinocyclocheilus rhinocerous is the source of this 921-nucleotide messenger RNA. RefSeq lists its product as uncharacterized. Gene Ontology annotation, biological process: collagen fibril organization. Lineage: Eukaryota; Metazoa; Chordata; Actinopteri; Cypriniformes; Cyprinidae. The record is from RefSeq and is a predicted model, not a curated record. The transcript has 7 exons. Bases 1 to 921 code for a protein of 306 amino acids. Gene Ontology annotation, cellular component: extracellular matrix.
AUGACUGUACGCAUAUGUGAAGCGCAUGAAUCAGUGCUGGUUGAGGCCUUGCUCUCUCUGGCACCGCCUCCCUUUCGCUCCGCCCCUUCUUCCCAGCUGGCUGGAUUUGCCCUUUUCUACCUGUCAAUCAUGUCGCUGCUAUGCGCUCUCUACUGCCACCUGGAAGAUUUUUUAGCGGCUGCAGAACCAGCUGUGUCUCCCCCUGCACAUCCUGGAAGAGCGAGGUUUGCCUCAGGUGGCCGGGACAGUUCGUGCACUCCUGGAUCUGGCUCCUCCGAAACACACGCCGUCCCCGAGCACGACCCCGACCGGCCCCAGCGCCGCCUCCCCCCUCGCUCUGUAGCAAUCUCCUCCCAGCAGGCCCAAAGAUCUUUAAGACUCCUUUCUGUUCUUGAGUGCCUCAUGAACGGUUCUGUAACGAAUCGCGUUUGCAUCCCUGAACACUAUGAAGACUAUGAAGUUGCUCUGUUUCUGUUUCUGACUGGACUUUUGGGCCGUGCACAAGGCUGGCAGAACAACUAUGACGGGCCUCUAAACUUUAACUGUCCUGCAGGCCAGUCAAUAUCCUCCAUUACGAGUGAAAACAGCAAUCACCAUGAGGACCGGCGUUGGGAAUUUGGCUGCCAAGCCACCUUUGGCCAGAGCGCAGAAUGUUACUGGACAAAUUACGUCAACGACUUCGACCAAGCGCUCCUGUUUGAGUGUCCAGCAGAACAUGUGAUGACAGGAACGAGCAGCUACCACAAUGACUACUUUGAGGACAGACGCUGGCGGUUUUACUGCUGUAGAAGUCCGUGUGUUACUAAAGACUGUCAUUGGACCUCGUAUGUGAACUCCUUUGAUGAGUACUUCACCUGGACUGUGCCUUCCAGGAACAUUCUGGUGGGAGCUCAAAGCUACCAUCAAAAUCAUGAAGAGUAG